AUGUUCCACAGGAACGGAGCUUGCGGCGACCGUCUGAUUCACACUUGGAACUCCAGUGAUCUCAUGGCUCCGCACCGCCAGGACGUCGCCACUGUCAAGGGCUCGGCCCACCGGGACGCCGAUGAGGAAGCGCUACAGGCCGCACUUCAGGAAUCUCUCGAACCAGACUUUAUGGCUGAAAUCCUGCAGUCAGAAAGUCAGCAGCGCCGUCAGGUACAUGGGCGAACGCGAUUAGGUCAAUUGAAUUUUGGAACAAGCUCCAGCGACCAAAAACCGGAAGAAAACCAGCAAGAAGUAGACAGCGGAGACGAUGACGAGCAUGGCGUAGAUACGGGUCGAUAUACUCGACUUUCUAUCUCUGAAGCAACGGAGAAGCCCCCUGAAUCUGUUGACGUCGAUGAGGAGGAGGAGGAAGAUGAAGAUCCCAAUGAGGAUCACACGCUCCUGAACUUCGCCGACAUCCUGCUCAUCGACAUCCUUAAGUGGCUGGACGAAGACACCAUCGGAGCCUGCACAUGCACAUGCAAGAGAUUGCUGCAGGUAGCACGGUCUGAAGUGCUCUUUGAAGCGCUCUGUCGACGUAUUUUUCCCGUACAGAACCCUAGGGCUGCAGCUGCUGCUGCUCGCAACAAGUUUGGGCUGCGUCGCUUCCCGACGUGGUUCGACAUGUUCCAGGACAGGCCACGUGUGCGCUACAACGGCUUCUAUUGGCUCAAGGUGUCGUACUACAAGAAACCGGAGCUGAGUAUGUGGUCGGAGAUCGUCCCCGGCACGAUCUUAAAGUGCAUUUACUACCGCUACUUCUCGUUCCAACGGGACGGGACGGUGCUGUACGGCAUGUUGUUCAAGGCCCCGCAUGAGGUCGAAUCGCACAUCCGCAGCCAACGCAAGGGCGUUUACAGUGGCCGAUUCUACGUCGAUAAGGACGAGUUGGUCGUGACGGUGCCGACUAACUGCAACGAAGUCAACUUCCGCCUCAAGAUCACGCAACGUGAGCGCGGCAAGAACGUCAAGUUGGUCCUGAAGGAACACUUCGCCAACUCGGAACCCGACGGCAGCGGAUGGGUCAGCUAUUACGACACAGCAGACGAGGAAUUUUACUACUAUCGCUCGUGGAACCUAUGA
Molecule: messenger RNA, 1125 nt
Organism: Phytophthora infestans T30-4
Lineage: Eukaryota; Oomycota; Peronosporomycetes; Peronosporales; Peronosporaceae
Product: F-box protein, putative
Exons: 2
Coding region: 1-1125 (374 amino acids)
Biological process (GO): SCF-dependent proteasomal ubiquitin-dependent protein catabolic process
Cellular component (GO): SCF ubiquitin ligase complex
Molecular function (GO): protein binding
Source: RefSeq, a predicted model, not a curated record